GCGCAGACCGCUGCUCAUGAUCAGUACCUUGGUGGAAUAUCAGAGUGGAGUUCGCACAUAUGUAGCACAGAUCCCGCAAGGAUUAUGACAUGAAAACGUUAGCAGGGCUUUUGAUGCUAGUUUUUACACUACUGGAUAUUAAUGGAUCUUACGGGGCUGAUGACCAACAGUCCCUAGAUAUUCAACAAGGAAUAGUCAAGAGUGGAAUACAAAAUGUCAGUGGAAUUAUCAACAAUCUGCUUCAAGGCUAUGAUAUUAGACUUCGUCCAUCGUUUGGAGGUGAUCCCCUUGAGAUUGAAAUGGAAAUUGUGAUUGCCAGCUUCGACAGCAUCUCGGAAGUAAAUAUGGACUAUACAAUAACUCUAUAUCUUAAUCAAUACUGGAGAGACGAACGUCUCAAAUUCUCCGAUGACAAAAAGGAACAAAUGACAUUGACAGGAGACUUUGCUGAAAAGAUUUGGGUGCCGGACACUUUCUUUGCCAAUGAUAAAAACUCUUUUUUACAUGAUGUGACGGAGAAAAAUAAAAUGGUCAAAUUAUACGGGGAUGGAUCUAUCACAUAUGGAAUGAGGUUCACCACGACAUUGGCCUGCAUGAUGGACCUCCAUUACUAUCCCCUUGACCAACAGAACUGUACAGUUGAAGUGGAGAGCUAUGGCUAUCCUAUGGAAGAUGUUGUCAUGAUCUGGAAGGACGGGAAGAAGUCAGUUGUUGGCGUGGAAAGGAUAGAACUGCCACAGUUUUCAGUCAAAGAAUACCGCACCAUUUCCACUGUUGAAUCCCUUUCCACAGGGAGAUACCAACGCCUGUCGUUGAGCUUCCUCCUGGAAAGAAACAUUGGCUAUUUUAUUUUCCAAACCUAUCUGCCUUCCAUUCUCAUUGUGAUGUUAUCAUGGGUCUCCUUCUGGAUCAACCACGAGGCAACUUCCGCCAGGGUCGCCCUGGGCAUAACCACUGUACUGACGAUGACCACGAUAAGCACAGGUGUCCGGUCGUCACUGCCUCGUAUCUCGUACGUCAAGGCAAUUGAUAUCUACCUGGUCAUGUGCUUCGUGUUCGUCUUUGCUGCGCUACUAGAAUAUGCAAUGGUAAACUAUACCUACUGGGGAGCCAGGGCAAAGAAGAAGGCAAAAUCAGCCUUGAAGAAGCAAGAAAACUAUAACAGGGCAAAUACAGAGGAAAAUGAAUACGUGAGAGAAAAUGACAAAGAGCACGAGGCAAUAGAACUCCAGGACAUUAGAAUGUCACCCAUUCUAAGUUUACGCAACAAACAAAACUAUAACUUUGAUGAGAAUAGUGUUCGGGUGACUCCGUCAUUCCGAAUGCCGACGACAGUGCCGAGGGCAUCAUAUCCGGUGCGCACAGGACACUCGCAGCUCAUACGCCGCAGAAACCAGUCUAACGUACAAAGGCGAAAACGAGUAAUGACUCAUAUCAAAAAGAAAGCCCAGGAAUUUCGGUCUAAAAUCCCACAGAUACGUGACGUAAACAAAAUUGAUAAAUACUCGAGACUGGUCUUUCCUUCAUUAUUUAUUCUAUUCAACUUGUGCUACUGGUGUUUUUACUUAAUACGAUAGAUUGAGCUGCAGGAUACGACGUAGUUAGCGUAACCCUAUCACCGGAAGUGGCGACAGUCUUUUACGGGAAAGUCUCUGGACAGAUUCUGAGUUGAAGGUUGACAGAACCAUGGACGGUUCAGUCAUUUUGGCAGCGUUAGGAACGCGUGACGAGAUCCGUCCGCACUGACCACGCUGGGGUGAGAUUGGAGGAGUUUGGUGGAUGGAAGACAACCUGGAACGAGCUUACUUGGGCCUCGCGCCACGUAGCGAGGAAAGUUGUCACUAACAUUAAAAACAACUCGGAUUGAUUUUGCUGACGUCAUUUAGUUUGAUUACCGAUUCACCCACGACAAAGUGUAACUUUCAUCACUAUGAAAUAUGCGUUUGUUUACUUUAACCCUUUGCGAAAGUCUUUUUUGUCAGCGUGAUAGCUUGUCAUGUACAUCUUUCUUUUUAUCAAAUAUGGAGGUUGUAACUAUCCGUCUGCUGGACCCAUACUGGGUUCCUCGGAUAGGCCACGAACGCAAAGCAAUGUGUAUUCCGUUGUAAAUUAGCUAGCUUAAUAGUGGCACCUCGUUUGAAACACUCUGUUAAUGUUGUAGUUAGUUACAAAGUAUCAUUAUAAUGUCAACGAUUCACUGUUAGUUGUUAUAAUUGUCAACAAGGUCAAAGGUGUUUUUAUUUAUUGUUUGUUGGUAGAUCUGAGCGUAGAUUUCUAUGCAUGGACAGUGCACCAUUUUCAAAUCACUGUAUAUAACAUUGUCAUUGGGUGGCUAAUUGAAAUGUAUUGCCCCUUGUUAGUUGUAAUCUGGUGCCUAGGUCCCAGGGUAUAUAUAAUUAUACAUGAUACGUAUAAACACAGGUUUUAUAGAAAAAUACAAUUUGAUCUAUACCGUCUCGAGGUUGUAUUUCUCUCCAAGGUAUCAUUUCCAUUCUUAAGUUAUUCAAGCGAAUGGUAAAAAUCAAAGUUAUAGGAAUUUAUUUCCGACCUCACCAGCUCGAAAAGGGUUUUAUUCAGAAUGUCUGAUGAUAGGUCACAGGGACACCAGGGCCCACUUGUUCAAAAGCUCAAAAGUCACGUUAUCCCUAACGGUUACGUUAAGUAUCCUCAAGGAAGUUACCUCUUUCAGUUAAACUCACUGAAAUGUUCACGCUAAGACUUUAAUGUCUCCGUUAAAGCUAACGUGAUUUUGAACAACUCAGCCCUGGCAAGCAGAUUCGAACGAUGGGCAAGAAAGAUAGGUACUUCGGGUGAGAUUAAGCUCAUUGUUGAUGGGUCAUAUGUUUUACGGACACGAGUACCAAGCAUAGACGUGAAUUGAAAUGAGGCUUUGCAGUAUGGAUGGUUUGAAUCACCUUCCAUUUGGUUUAUUCGGCAUAGCCUGUCGUGCAAUAGUCGUGAUAAGCGAGUUGGCGUGGAAGGGAAAGUUGGCGCAAGUACUUUGCAUUGUUUACAUCGCGUGGCAAAUUUGGUGCAGGAUUCAAAUCAACAUCCGUCUACUGACGCUAUAUGGGAAUGGUUUAACUUUAUCGUUGUGAUAUUUCGUGAUCAUAAUAUCGUCAUUUUGUGCAUACCUAAGUUGUAUUUAAUUGUUGAUGAUUCUGCCAUGUGCUAGACUACUUGGUCUGUAAGUUGUAUUGUAACGAAACAGGCAUAUUCCUGAGGUAUCGGUAUGUCUACAUCGAUGUGCCGAUCCCCUGCAGUCCGGCUGUAAACCCGUAUUCUGGCAACUAUAUACGCCGUUGGUACCCCCUCUCUUAUCAUUUUCUGCCCCAAGGCGUGGCACACGUUCCUAAAAGACCGCGGAGGCCAACAUGGAACUCUUAAUUACCAGUAUGAUGCUGAGGUCUGAACCAAUUUCUAUAACCGAACAGGAUCUGUGAUCCUUGAUAUCAAAGCCCGAACGGGAAGUCUGUUGAACAUGUUCAACUCUCAAACAUGUCAGAUUCCUCUGGAUAUUCAUGGUUUCGUGCAAAGGCCUCGAUUGCUGAAUGUGCUGAAUGUGCUGCGCAUGCUGUACCUACUCUAAGGUUGUACUCACAGGUUGUAGGUUGUCUUUGGUCGAACACCUUGGUCAAAUCUAUGGUGCACCUGACCUGAAAAAAGAGGAGUUAUUAGUGAUGAUCGUGAAAGUUAGUGGGGUCUACUCUCUGUGAGAUUUGCACCACACGUUGGUUGAAAUAAGGAUCAUAUUCGAUGGCUGCUCAAUCAUUCUGAUACUGAACGCCUACAGGCCAGAGAAGGCGUCUUUGCGAUGCAAUAUCAACUCGUUUGGUCAGAUAAAGGCAAAUAAUAUUAGAGACAAACAGAGUAAUGAGGUUUUUUUCACAAUCCAAGCAUAAUAAUCUGUGUUGUAUUUUCGUUACCAUCAUGCACCUUAUAGACAUUGAAUCCUGUCUGAUGGAAUAAUUCACACUUUACAGAAGGCUUACCUUAAACCCCUCUCCUGCAAUUCGCAGACAAAAGGUGUCAGCACAAUGAAUUCCAACUUCUUCUCUGACUGAGAGGUUCUCUUUAACUCCAGGCGAUAGAUAUUCAUUUAUCAUGACCCAUCUUGUGAAAAUAUUUGAUUACGAAAUCUGAUAAAUUUUGCAAUGACUGAUCUUCCCUGAAAGCUGUUUCCCAAAUUAAUCAAAAAACAACUUUCCACCACAUCAUCCGUCUGAGCAUGAUAUAACAUAAAAAAAUAACAUAACACUUUAAAGUCUGUAAACACGUCUUUCCGCUGUGUUAACGUGAUUAAGGCAUAGUUUUUACUUCAGCAGUUGAUAACUUGUCAUGGUUGUGAUAUCAUUGGCUAUUCUGCCUUUAUGUUAAAGAGAAAAUGCCAGUCACCAAGGGAUUCAGCUCCCGGGUUCCCGGUAGCUGGGCUUUAUUAGAUUACUAUAAACGGCAGUACGUAUUGAAAUAUCAAGAUUGAUAAGUCUGGAAAAGUUUGACAUUUUUUAGUCUUACCUCAGUCAUACUCUUGAAUGUCUUGGCAACUUGGAAAGUUGGGAAAGCUGUCUGGAAAUGUUUUCAACCUGUCAAAGUGACCCUGCAAAACAUUAAAGUGUCAAAAUAUCGUUUUCUUUUUUGCCCCGACUCUCGUAUUUGAAAGAGAAGGGCGUAAGGAAGAGGUACAAAUAUGCGCAGUCUGUGCUAGCCUGCAAUAUGUUCCAUCUCAUUAGUCUCAUCCCAAGCCGGCAGUAAAGCUACAAUGCCUGGGCCUCGUUGUUAUUCUUUUUACUUUCCAAAUCUGUCAGAACUUUUGAGAUAACUUUACCAGCUUUUCUCCGACACCCUGUAACAUCUGUAAUUCAUUGUCUAUUUGAACUUAAUGUAUCAGAGUAAGUUUUACAAUGUCUUGUGUCGUGAAGGUGAUGUAGCUUCAAUUUUACCAGGCGGUCUACAUAUGGGACAGUUAUAAUCUGUUACCUAAAUUUGGUCUGAUUUUGUACCUCGAGGAUGGAAAAUAAACUACCAUUUACACUA
This is a messenger RNA of Lineus longissimus, 5034 nucleotides long. Its product is annotated as gamma-aminobutyric acid receptor subunit beta-like. Gene Ontology annotation, biological process: regulation of membrane potential; chemical synaptic transmission; nervous system process. Gene Ontology annotation, cellular component: synapse; plasma membrane; neuron projection. The transcript is spliced from 10 exons. The coding region runs from base 90 to 1577 and encodes 495 amino acids. NCBI's taxonomy places the organism in Eukaryota, Metazoa, Nemertea, Pilidiophora, Heteronemertea, Lineidae. Gene Ontology annotation, molecular function: neurotransmitter receptor activity; chloride channel activity; extracellular ligand-gated monoatomic ion channel activity. The record is from RefSeq and is a predicted model, not a curated record.